AUGGCCGCAAAUCUCGGUUUGGCAAUCAACAGGAGCAAUUACGGUGUCCUGAUUUCGCUACGUGCCUUACAAAGCUUGGGUGCGAGUGCCGCUUUCGCAGUUAGUUAUGGCGUCGUGGCGGACGUCUGUGUCCCAAGCGAGCGAGGAAGAACGCUGGGUCCGGUAAGCAUGGCAUUGAAUCUUGGUGCUUGUGUCGGUCCUGUCGUCGGUGGCUGGGUCGCUUACUCUAGCGGGAGCUUCCAGUGGAUAUUUUGGGCUUUGUUGAUUGUCGGCGUGGUUUUGCUGCUCCUGGUAGGAACUUUGCUGCCGGAGACAGCUCGGUCUCUCGUCCAGAAUGGUUCGGGAAGAACUACAUUACCUGUGUGGGAACGGACAUGGCGGAAAAUUGCAAAGAAUCUAUGGACAUCACCAAUGCUGAAAAUGGACAAGCAGCCAGGACGACACGGGUCUUCUAGGGAAGUUGCAAAUGCAAGCGCGGAAACCCCGACUACGCGUGCGAGCUUUCUUGCGAGGCUGCGAAUAGGCAAUCCACUUGCCUGCCUGCGUAUCAUUUUUCAUCUUGAUACAUCUCUUGUGCUGUGGAUGCACGGGUCGUUCUAUACUGUCGACUACACGCUGGUAGCUGCAAUCCCGGAUAUCUAUAAGCAGAAAUACCAUUUCGACGAACUGAAAAUCGGCUUGGCCUAUCUUCCUCGGGGUACAGGCAUCAUUGUCGGAGGCUUUUGCGUUGGCAAGAUGAUGGAUUACAACUAUAGAAUCACGGCAAAGAAAAUCAAUUGGCAAAUAGAUGGUGUCUCGGGCGACAACCUCAAGCACUUCCCUAUUGAACGAGCGCGAGCACGUGGAAGUGGCUGGCUUCUCGUUAUCUCGACAUGUGGCCUCAUUGGAUAUGGCUGGGCGGUGCAUUAUGGGGCUCAUGUUUCCGUGUUGCUUAUUUUGCAGUUUAUGCAAGGUUUCUGGGGUACUUGCUUCUACAUUGUUUACAACACUUUGUUAGUUGAUGUGUUCCCGGAGAGCCCAAGCACUGCGGCAGCGGCGGCUAGCAUAACCCGAUGCGCAAUGGCCGCGGCUGGGGUCGUAGUUUUACAACCUCUCCUGGAUGCCGCCGGUCGAGGGUGGUAUUUCACCGUCUUGGGUUUUGUGGAGUGGGAGCUUUGGUGCAGCAGCAUUGUGGUUGAUCAAGACGAAGGGCAUGCAGUGGAGGAGACAGAGACUGGACAAGAGCUGUAG
This is a messenger RNA of Rhinocladiella mackenziei CBS 650.93, 1230 nucleotides long. RefSeq lists its product as uncharacterized. The transcript has a single exon. Gene Ontology annotation, biological process: transmembrane transport. Bases 1 to 1230 code for a protein of 409 amino acids. The record is from RefSeq and is a predicted model, not a curated record. Lineage: Eukaryota; Fungi; Ascomycota; Eurotiomycetes; Chaetothyriales; Herpotrichiellaceae. Gene Ontology annotation, molecular function: transmembrane transporter activity.